Messenger RNA from Momordica charantia (bitter melon), 2367 nucleotides. It is a transcript of the gene HAP6, whose product is annotated as ribophorin II (RPN2) family protein. NCBI's taxonomy places the organism in Eukaryota, Viridiplantae, Streptophyta, Magnoliopsida, Cucurbitales, Cucurbitaceae. Gene Ontology annotation, biological process: protein N-linked glycosylation. Gene Ontology annotation, cellular component: membrane; oligosaccharyltransferase complex. The record is from RefSeq and is a predicted model, not a curated record.
CGGGAGAGGCACUUGAUCCUCAGUCCGACGCCCGCAGACUCCACAUUUCGUCAACACUCAAAAUUCUCUCUUCCAAAACCUCUCUCAAUGGCCGGAAACCUAGUUGGUUUUCUGGUACUACUUCUUGUGGUUUCGAUCUGCCAAGCUGCGACCGUUUUCCAGCCGAUCUCAGAUUCGCAUCGAUAUGCAGCUCUGGAGCUCUUCCGGCCUACUUAUGGAGCAUUUGGAAGUCUGGAAGAGACACAUGAAGCACUAAGAACAUUUGACAUUCUUGGAAUUAAAGAGAAGCCUGACAUAAAUACGGUCACUUGCAAGUCUGUGUCAGAGGUUCUUGGUUCAUCUGAAGUACUAAAGGAUCUGUUAUAUGCUCUGAAAGUUAACAAUGACCUGAAAUGUGAAAUUCAGGAGGAGAUUUAUGAGAGCGUUACUUCAAGACUUAGAUCAGUUCUGAAUGAUGCGCGGUCACUGCUUGACUUCUACUAUUCUAUAGGAAGUUUAUUACUUCUAAAGGAACGAAGUUCUGAAGUUGAUCUAACACUUAAAGACGCUGAUGGUAUUUUCCAUUCAAUCAAGGCAUUGAGCCAAAGCGAUGGAAGGUGGCGCUACAGUUCUAAUAAUCCUGAAUCUAGUACCUAUGCUGCUGGGUUGGCACUUGAAGCUCUUGCUGGUGUUGUAUCGUUAGCAUCCUCUGAUAUUGAUCAAAAUACGAUUGGAACUGUAAAGAAUGAUAUACUGAAACUUUUUGACAGUAUUGAGAAAUAUGAUGAUGGAGCUUUAUAUUUUGAGGAGAAAGUUGUUGAUGCAAAUGAACAUCAGGGGCCUCUUGCAACUACAUCGUCAGUUGUUCGAGGGUUGACAGCAUUUACUGCUGCUACUACAGGAAGUUUAAAUCUUCCUGGGGAUACAAUUUUUGGUCUGGCAAAAUUCUUCCUUGGCAUUGGGAUUCCCGGCGAUGCUAAAGACUUGUUUAACCAAGUAGACUCCUUGGCUUGCUUGGAGACGAAUAGGGUUUCAAUUCCGUUGAUUUUAUCUCUUCCAGCUACUGUUCUUUCAUUAACGAAGGAAGACCAACUAAAGGUUAGAGUGAAUACUGUGCUUGGUUCGGCUGCACCUCAUUUAACCGUGAAGAUAGUAAGAGCUUUGCUCUCUGGUUCAAAAGAUGCUUCCAUCAUCGAGGGCCAGGAACUCAAGUUUGAUCCUCAGACUGGGUUACAUAUCUUGGAUGUUUUUCCCAAGAGCUUUGAUGUUGGAAACUAUGAGUUUGUAUUUGAGAUUGUUCUUCAUGAUUCAGAGCACAAGGAUAUUUAUACCACUGGUGGGCAGACUCGAGUGCCAAUAUAUAUCACAGGAGUUGUCAAAAUUGAAAACGCAGAGAUUGCAGUUCUUGAUAGCGAUCUAGGGAGUAUUGAGACCCAGAAGAUGCUUCAUUUAGCUGGUGAGAGUGUUGUUUCAUUGUCGGCAAACCACCUACAGAAAUUGCGUCUGUCAUUUCAACUGGCCACACCACAAGGACACGGUUUUAAGCCGCAUCAGGCUUUUCUCAAGUUGAGGCAUGAGAGUGGUGUUGAACAUGUCUUUGUGGUUGGAGGCUCUGGCAAACAGUUUGAAAUAAUUCUAAACUUUCUUGGGUUGGUCGAGAAGUUUUUCUAUCUCUCAGGUCAAUAUGACAUUCAGUUGACUGUUGGUGAUGCCAUCAUGGAGAAUUCUCUCUUAAGGGAUAUUGGUCACGUUGACUUGGAUCUACCUGACGCACCAGAGAAGGCACCUCGUCCACCUCUACAGCCCAUCGAUCCUUACACACGCUAUGGACCCAAAGCCGAAAUAACUCACAUAUUCAGGGCUCCGGAAAAGCGCCCACCUAAGGAGCUCUCUCUUACUUUCUUGGGUCUCACAUUUUUGCCAUUCCUCGGAUUUUUGGUCGGGCUACUGCAAAUGGGCGUGAACCUGAAGAACUUCCCGACUUCAGGAGUACCUGCCACGUUCGCCUCCCUCUUCCAUCUGAGCAUUGCAGCAGUCAUCUUGCUUUACACACUUUUCUGGUUGAAGUUGGAUCUGUUUACAACAUUGAAAGCACUGGGCAUCAUGGGGGUUUUGUUGGUGUUUAUGGGACACAGGACCCUUUCCCAUAUUGCUUCAACUUCAGCCAAGUUGAAAUCUGCCUGAGGAGAUCUUUGGAGGAUGAGGAAACACUACUUUUUUAGGAAAUUUUGGUUUGAAAAUGUAUUUUUUUAUGGCUGAAUCCAGAUUUUGUUCACUCACUGAUAAAUUAUGUGUAGACAUUGCUCAGCUCACACUUUGAUUAGCUAAUUUUAGAGAAUGUUGAGUACACUUGUUGGCUUUUCAAUAAGUUUAAAACUUGUUUGGUUA